AUGGGUAAUGACGGUGGAAGUAUCCCCACCCGCCGCGAACUCGUUCGUGAAGCAGCCCGCGCUCCGACCACAGCGCAACUAAAAGAAACUCAGCGCGAACAGCAAGAGCACGCUUGGAAGACCUGCCCACUCUCACACAAAGUUCUCGCUCGACCGAUUGUGUCAGACUCUGCUGGGAACCUUUAUAACAAGGAUGCUGUACUUCAAUUCCUAAUCGGCGAUGACGCCGAGGGCAUCAGCUCCAAGUCUGACUGCGAGGAAAUCCUCUGCGGACGAGUGAAGGCACUUAAGGAUGUGGUCGAGCUGCACUUCGAGGUCGACACCGAGCUCACGGAGCAUCCAUCCGAUAAAAUCAAUGCACACCGUCACGAGCGCCGCGAGGGCUGGAUUUGCCCCAUUACCGCAAAGCCUCUUGGCGCGGGUGUCAAGGCCGUCUAUCUGGUACCGUGUGGGCAUGUCUUUGCGGAGGAGGCAAUUCGCCAACUGAAGGGCGAUAGGUGCUUACAGUGUGACCAUGCCUAUACCGAAGAUAAUAUCAUCCCCAUUCUACCUACAAAGGAAGAAGAUAAGCAGCGUCUUAUUGCGCGUGGUCAGAAGCUCGCCGAGCAAGGCCUUACUCAUUCGCUCAAGAAAGCCCCCGGUUCGAAGAAGCGCAAGAAGCACGCCGCUACGGAGGACUCGGUGGAAACUGCUCCCAAGUCGGCAGCUGAAGCUACUAAUAAUAGGAGCAACACCUCUACUUCCACGUCUGGUGGCAAUAUCAAGAAUGCCGCAGCUGCGAAGAUCGCCGCUCGGGUCAAAGAUGAGCAAGAUGAAAGGAGUAAAAGACAGAAGAGAGCGGGCCUCAAUGAAAACUUGGAUAGUCUUUUUACCAAAAAGGAUGACAAGAAGAGUGCCGAUUUUAUGACAAGAGGAUUUACAAUUCCUACUUCUGCGCGAAGGUAG
Messenger RNA from Penicillium verhagenii, 945 nucleotides. RefSeq names its product replication termination factor 2. Bases 1 to 945 code for a protein of 314 amino acids. The record is from RefSeq and is a predicted model, not a curated record. Gene Ontology annotation, cellular component: nucleus. The transcript is spliced from 3 exons. Gene Ontology annotation, biological process: site-specific DNA replication termination at RTS1 barrier; mitotic DNA replication termination. NCBI's taxonomy places the organism in Eukaryota, Fungi, Ascomycota, Eurotiomycetes, Eurotiales, Aspergillaceae.